AUGGCUGGCAAGACCCCUCUUGAGCUAAUCAGUGUGGGCACAGUUACCCCGCGCGAAAGGGGGAUUUCUUCGCAUACGGUGCCGUCUGUAGUGGAGGUGCUUCCGGGGCUGUAUCUCAUUGCGACCAUUAUGCGAGCAAAGAACAGGUGUCUUUUGGAGCUGUUGCGGCCGGGAACGACCUCGCCUGACGGAAUCUCGGACCCCUUCACUGUAACGCGCAAAGACGAGUUACAGCGACGCUUUUCAGAGUCCUCGACGAGCUCAAUAAGACACGCAUCCACAGUAAACGUACCAACGACGCUUCAGGCUGGCUUUCGAGUUCCGCGAAUCAUUCAACUCGUUGCCGAAGACGAGGGCGUGAUUGAGACCGUUGCCCUCCUUCGCGAGCCACUCGACUCGGCUUUUGCGACCUCCCUUGAGGCCCGAGAAGGCAGCGCUGAGCGGAUGAGUACUGUAGACGGCGCACCACCGACGCCGAUUCACCACGUAUACGUGCACUUCUUCAUUGGCACUUCCAAUGGGACUGUCCUCGUGGGAAACGCGUUGCGCGGCACCAUCUUGGCCAUCGCCCAGUUUCAAUACCACCAUCUCUUCGAUGAUGAGCGACGAGGCGAUCGCCUCACCACGACUUCUACGGUCCACACUGGUGCGAGUAGCGGUAAACCGGCGGCCGUCUGGCCGAGGAGCGAAAAGAGUGCCGCUGUGAAUCAGUCGGUAGUCAAGUUUGUCGUGGGCCAGCGAUCCGACGCCCUGCGGUGGAAUUCAUCCCUUCGCUUCUCACAGCUGUCAACCGGUUCGGCCUCGGACUGGGGUAGUGGCUCUUCUGCCGAAGCCAGAGAGAGAUCUGGAUCUCCAACAGUCCACUCGGGCGUCACCAGUGUCUAUGUCGUGCACAGUGGCGGCAAGGUAGUCGAGCUUUCCCGCGUAGCGCUGGAUGUGUUUGUGCGCGUCUCCCUCGACCGUCUUGACGGCCGUCGCCCGCAUCUCAUAGUGGAGUGGUCGCCAGAAACGUCCACCAGCACUUUUCCAGUCGCCGGGCCUGCCAGCGAGUUUGCGGCCCACGUCAGCCACGUAUCGGUGUUGGCGCCGCCACCGGGCUCCUACUCGAGUGUGGAGAGCUGCACCGCGACUACCAAGUAUGCAACGGCCGAGUCGACAACCUUCUCCAUCUGCGAUGCCGACAUUGUGAGAGUGCCCUCCAGCGGCGGCGCGUCGCCGUUGCUGUCUCCGCUGGAAGCACCGCACGGCUUCUCUGAUGUGCUUCUUGUCGGUGGCACCAAUCCGCUCCUCUCGUCGUUUCGCCUGCAGCCUGCGCCCUCGGGGUUCUCGGCAGCCAACACGGUCAAGGCGGUAAAGGGCAUGGUAACUGGCAUGGCCCGCUCGCUGUGGUUCAGAGCCCUCGGCACCUCGGGGACAGUGGAGCGCAAGCCACACCUUAAAAAAAUUGCGGCACCGCCCACGCACACGCUUCUGCAAGCCGACGCAAAAUGCACGGCGCUUCAAGUGGACCCAACACAUCGGUGGGCCGCACUCGCGAUCGAGAACGGUGGCCGCAUCUACGUGGCGGACGUGCAAAGCGGCAUAGUGGCUGCGGUGCUGAAGGGCUGUCGCGCUGCGCAGUUUACCUGGUGGUGGACAGAGCUCGCCGGCGCCAGGGCCGCCCUGUUGCUUGUCGUGUACCUGCCGCUCCGCCGCGCAGUCGAGGUGUACACGACACGGACGUGGCAGCGCCUCGCCGCGCGACAUGUACCGAAGGGAAGUGUGCUAUUGCGAUGCUCUGGAGUGCCAAGUGAAGUAGCAAGUAGGGCCUCAGCUUCACACGGAGAAGACCGACCCGCUCCCGCGUGUGGCGGCAGCGGCACCGCCGCGCUACUAAUGGACCCUGAGGGAAACGUGUUCCGUGUUGGUAUUAAUUGGGUGCUCGACAACUCACGGGCAAGUCGCGCUCGCCUGCGCUCCUCGCACCCCGCAUCACCGCCAUGGGGAGCAGCCGCGGUGUGGCCCGACAGCGAGGCGUGUGCACUGAGCACGUCGGUGCUGCGCGGUUGUCAGACACCGGACGAUUUUCUCGAGCUUGCUCUGCGCCUGCCCUUGCCACAGCCACACAUACAACAACUGACCACCGCAGAGGGAGGGUUCAUUGUUGCUGGCAGCAAUGAGGUGCGCGCCUACCUGAAGCAGCUGGCAGUACUCUGCGAAACAGUUCAUCGGCAAUUUGCGCCAGGGUAUGCGGAGAUUACCGCGACGCCGAUGCCGUGCCCCAUGCAGGACAUUCUCGACGGCGCGCCCACGGUGGUGCCGCGCGGCGUAACCGCGGCACAGUGUCUUCACUACGUCCAACGGUAUGCAAGCUUGGUGGAGAACUACCAGCGGUUCCUGACCUGUAAAAACGUCGCUGCGACCCUCUACUUUGACCCACACCAGUGGACCUCAGCCCUUAUAACACCGGACCUGUGGAAGGCGACGUUCUCUAUCGCAGCACAUCCCGGCGUAGCUGCCUUUGUGAAGACGAUGGAUGCGUAUGUUGCCGCCACUCUUGCCGCACACCCCACCGAGCUGAGCAUCUACAAGAAGCACGUGUCUACGUAUCUGCAUCAGAUGAUGCGCGGCCCCCCUCAUGCGUCUGCUGCUGCGGGGCCAGGCAGCCCACCCCCUAGGGUACACGCGCCAAAGGCCGCUAGAGUGGCACCGCAUUUGGCUCGCCCCUCCAACAUCAUGCCCCUUCCUGCGUUUCUCCGUUGCUUCUACGUGGGGUCGACGCGCCCCACCUUUCUGCGCAGUGCCGUCGAAAGCGCCGAAGAUGCAGACGGCAGCGUUACCAUUCUCGGCCCCCUAUCGGACCUAGUCUUUGGGGUUUGGGGCGUGGACAGCUUUCUCACACAGCUACCCGCCUUACGGGAUGUUGGCUGCGCAGAUGACGAUAUCGCCCACAUCACGGUCACGUGGGUGGCGCGGCAAGCAGGACGUGACCUUGCGGCAUUGCUCUGCAGCACCACAGUAGGAUGCCUCGCCGCCACGCUGCUCAGCUUCUCUGACGAGGACUUCGCCGCGGCACUGGCGCGGGCCCCAAUCCCGUUUAUCUCCGUCGACGGCGGUUUGGCGACUCGCGCAGCGGUAGACUGCGUGACAGGCCUAGUGUGGUGCUGCGCCGCGCGGUUUGUCCUGCGACGGCCGGGCUCCACCGUUGCCCAAAGCGAGCUGCUUGUACGCCGCGUUCGGCAGCUGCUUCAACUGUGGCAGAGUCUCUCCAAAGUGUCGCCCCUGCCGAGCACCUCUGUACCACGAGAAGAAGAUCCGGCGCGAAGUGACAGCGCCGCCUCCGACGACAUGGCGGCCUUGCUUCUCCGCCUGAGCGCUGUCGAGCCGUCGUACUCGCGGAACACAGAGUGUGGCGGUUCUAUCUGCGACAUUAGUGGAAGGAGAGAACACGCGGCAACUACGGCUAACCACACUGAGGGAGACGUCAUUGAGGUGUACCUGCAGCGGAAUGGCAUCACAGCCACGCUCCUUGACGGGCUCACGGUGCCACGAGCGGACGCGGAUGCAGACGCCGCGCGUCUUUUCCCGCUCUUUUCCGCGUUUUUCUCGCUGCUAGGGGAGGCGGGGUGCGUCAGCGACCCAGAUGCCGUUGUUGUCCAGUCGUUGCCGUGGAUUGACAGCCGCCAGUGGGCUGUGGAGCGGUUUCACAACGAGGCACUUCGGCCAAUCGAGCAGCUCUGGCAGCAGCUGAGCUCAACGUCCACGAAGUGUGGCACUGGCGCGUCAUUGAGGAGGAGCGCGUCGGGUGUGUACAAGUCGUGCCUCAUUCUCGUAGCCAUGACCGUCCUGCAACACAUCUUGCGCCCCCUUACUGACGUGGCGUUUUUUUUCUGGGACACAGACGCUGUCCCUGAUGGAAACUUUUUUCCUGUCGACGGUACCCCGUCUGGUCUCCUGCUGUCCGGCAGCCGCACCUCUCGUGACUACCUGAACAGUGUGCAGCGGCUCUCCAGUCUAUUGGAGCGGAUGUUGCUGCACGUUGUUGCACCGCUCGAGAACGCCGACCGGGCGCUUCUCAUUCAGGAAAUCAGUCUUGCUUUGACAAGGGACAACGCGCUGCUCUUCCCGCUCGUGCCAAACUUUCUGCGCGUGCAGCUGACGAUGUGGAUGCAAGUGCUUGCCCAGACCCCGCGCUUCCCGCUGCGGCGUACGCAGCGAGUGCGGCAGCUGGUCGAGUUGAUCCUCUUUUUUUCUGAGGUACCCUCCUUGACUGUGGGUGACGUGCCGCUGACGCAGCUGCAGUCGCACCUCACCAUUCCGUGGAAGGUCUUGCUAGGUGGUCCCAGCAAACGGGUGCAGCUUCAGCUUCUCCCCGCCGCGGUCCUCAAGAAAGCGGCGUCGCCGACAUCGGCGCCGAUGGCCCGUCGUACCUCCCUGGUGGCGACUCCCUCGCUAUCUACGCGGUGCACCGCCCCGGCGAUUUCGCCGUACGUGUCCGAGGAGGAGGACACUCAUAGCACCCCGCUGAACGUCAGGGCGGCGGCGACGCUGCUUCGGCGGUUUCUGGCUGCUAGUGGCGUCUUGUACGCGAAUCGGUAUGGCCCCGCCUCGAUCACCGCCUGGGACUCAACGUCUUGCCUCGGGUUCGUUGCCGAGGAUACGCGUCAAGUCUUGGCACGUCUUGGAGAGUGCCUGGGCCUCCAGGAGUCUUUUCCAGAGAUCGGUAAUGUGGUGCUCAUGGACUAUGAGAUCAAGCAUCUGUUUCCUGUUUCGGCUGUGGAGCAGGCGAUGUUCUUGCUGUCGUCCAGGUCGGCCGCACCGUUGGUGGCCACAUCAAAUUUGCAGUCGUUUUUGGUUCUCAUUCUUCAGCACAUGACGGCGCGGUGUAAAGGGUAUGAACAGCGGGGCGAGCGUGCCGCCUACGACGCCGCUUCGAAGCAGCUGCGCAGCAUGGCGCAAGUUGUUUCGGAGGAUUUGCGAGCGUGGCUGCAAGAGCGUGAGGACGAAAUGACAGCGACCCCAGAGAGCAAGACGGCGAAGAGCACAGCGGGUGGCCAACAUUCCACAUUGCCUGCCCGAUCCAUCCCUUACGCUUUGUCGGCCGAGUCGGCCCUGUGUGGGUCUGGCUGGGUGACACCAGCGGAACACCGAGAGAUGGGUCGUCUGGUGUCGUCUGUCCUCUCGAUGGGGAAGGGAAAUGAGGCCCACAAAAACCUCUUUCACCUGCUCUUCACACUCUCGCAGUGGGCAUGCGAGGGGUACCUGCAACUCCCGCCUACGGCCCAACGGGUGGCACGCGAACUGCCGCUGAUUGUGAAGAAGUGGGAGAAGCUCAUUUGA
Molecule: messenger RNA, 5319 nt
Organism: Leishmania braziliensis MHOM/BR/75/M2904
Lineage: Eukaryota; Euglenozoa; Kinetoplastea; Trypanosomatida; Trypanosomatidae
Exons: 1
Coding region: 1-5319 (1772 amino acids)
Biological process (GO): regulation of GTPase activity
Source: RefSeq, a predicted model, not a curated record